Messenger RNA from Morus notabilis, 420 nucleotides. Its product is annotated as phytosulfokines 3. Lineage: Eukaryota; Viridiplantae; Streptophyta; Magnoliopsida; Rosales; Moraceae. The record is from RefSeq and is a predicted model, not a curated record. Bases 49 to 282 code for a protein of 77 amino acids. Gene Ontology annotation, biological process: cell population proliferation. Gene Ontology annotation, molecular function: growth factor activity. Gene Ontology annotation, cellular component: extracellular region. The transcript is spliced from 2 exons.
UCAUUCUUGUACUCAUAUUUCACAGGAAGCUAAUUAUAAGCUCAAAAGAUGGCCAAGUUUAUCACCUUCUUCAUGUUAACCAUUCUCCUCAGCUCCGCUCUCGUCUUCGCCGGCCGCCCCUACCCUGCAUUCAACCCCCGGAUCACAGGCCAACAACAAAAUAUUGAGGCAAAGAAGGUGGAGGAUGAUCAAUGUGAAGGAGUUGGGAAAGAGGAGUGCUUGAUGAGGAGGACGUUGGUCGCUCAUCUGGAUUAUAUCUACACACAGGAACAAAAGCCAUGAACCACUUAUAUAUAUAUAUAUUUUAUGUUAUUGUAUCAUUCUAUUUGCUAAUCGUUUCACCAACAAGAAAAUGGGUCAAAUUUCUUUCUGGGGAAAGGCCAUGCAAUAUUAAUACGAAGUAAACUGAUUAUCUAUAAA